Molecule: messenger RNA, 699 nt
Organism: Aspergillus aculeatinus CBS 121060
Lineage: Eukaryota; Fungi; Ascomycota; Eurotiomycetes; Eurotiales; Aspergillaceae
Exons: 2
Coding region: 1-699 (232 amino acids)
Source: RefSeq, a predicted model, not a curated record
AUGUCGCAAGUAAACCCAAGCCCGAAUUCUCUGUUGAGUAUGGAAACUCUAUUGCGCAUGUUCAUGGGGCACUUCUGCUACCUCAAAAAAUACUCGAAUCUCCGCGAUACUCGUUUCGUGGUGGUAGGGGAUCUCGCUGAGUUACCCUACGAGCUCUACCAUGCACAUCGAUAUCAGGACCACAAUGUCGAAACUAGUGGCACAAUUGUUCUGUUGAUUGAGUAUGAAGAACGUAUCGAGUCAAUUAAGAAUGCUCUGAAAGAAAGAUGGCCGGAUUUCUUCCAUUUGAUUGACAGUCAAUUAUAUUACGACUCUCUCUUGAGAGGAUUCAUCAUGGCCCCCGUACACUUGAUUCCCCUGGACCGACUGGGCCUUGGCCAGAACUUCGACAGGGAGUGUGGGCUGACGAAAAUUGCCGAGGUUGGCAAUGAUGCCCCGCGAAUUCCGUGGAAGGCCAUCACGGAGCAACUACGUACGGCAGUCGGCAGGUACGGGGUGACCUGGAGCGCGGAGCGCAUCAUGGCGGCGCUUCAGGCGUCGAAGCCUCUUCCUGAACCCCAGGGAAGCCAAAGGCAGGAGUCAGGACUAGAUGAGAUCCGUAGGUUGGAUAAUCCGGAGGAUUCGAGUUUUGUGGCAGGGUUUUGUUUUGUGGCAGGACUUUGCUUGUGCCUCCCGUGGAUCGCGGGGCUGUGGCCGUGA